Molecule: messenger RNA, 3045 nt
Organism: Chelmon rostratus (copperband butterflyfish)
Lineage: Eukaryota; Metazoa; Chordata; Actinopteri; Chaetodontiformes; Chaetodontidae
Gene: c3h6orf120
Product: chromosome 3 C6orf120 homolog
Exons: 2
Coding region: 109-669 (186 amino acids)
Source: RefSeq, a predicted model, not a curated record
CUUAGUUUCCAGCAGGUUGCUGUGUCCAGACGAAGAUGCUGAUGAGGAAAUGACAGCUGUGCUGUCUGGUGUCAUCCAGGCGGGGACUAACUGACAGAUGCCUUCAUCAUGAUGCUGAGCUGCAGCGCUCUGGUCGUCACCCUUUUGUUGUCCCAGGUCCUGGGCUUUCUGAACCCCUCAGAGGACAACAACGUCCCUGAAGAGUGGGUGCUGCUUCAUGUGGUUCAGGGCCACAUAGGCGCCGGAAACUACAGCUACCUGCGCCUCAACCACGAUGGAAGAAUCAUCCUGCAUAUGCAAAGCCUCAAGGGAGACGCGGACCUAUACGUGUCUGAUAAAACCCUGCGGCCGAGCUUCGACACCUACAAGCUGCAGUCGGUCACCUGUGGCCAGGAUGUGGUGGUGGUGCCGGGGGACUUCGCAAGACCCGUGGGCAUUGGCAUUUACGGCCACCCGUCUCACAAGGAGAGCGAGUUUGAAAUGCGGGUGUUUUAUGAUCAAACGGUUCUUCAGGACCCGUUCGAGAAGGGCUCAUACACUUCAGAAGGCGGACAUAAGCAAAAGAAGUCCCCUCAGGCAGCUGAGGAGGAGGACUUUCAGGAAGAGGAGUCAAUCUUUUGGACAAUUCUAAUCGGACUUUUGAAGAUUAUACUUGAGAUUUUGUUUUGAAAAUAGUUUCCUGCCUUGCUGCUGUGACAGAAGGAGGAAAUUCAGCUUUUUUGGCUCAGUCGGCCUUGAUACAGUAAAGAAGAUUAUUUUCUUUCAUUCUGUAAAGAUGAGAAAAUGUUGCACCAAAUUCCAGUGAGAACUCCAGCAUUUUAUCAAUUUCUUUCCUUGUGAUCAAACAUACAUACUUAUUGAAAUCAGUCCAAAUCAGUUUAAAAAAAAUCAUAGUUGCAAGUUAAAACUUGCUGAUGGAUCACUGUGCUGAAUUCACCACUGAAGCCAGAUAAUGUUUCACAAAGUCUAUGUUUGGUGAUAAGUAAAGGAACAGUAGCCUGUCGGAUUUAGCAGGUUUUGCUUUGGUGUCCUCUCAUAGAAAGAGAACAGAGCGGAUUAAGUGAAGUCCAGGCACAUGUUCAGUCAUGGCUGAACACUGCGCCUUUCUGAUUGUCUGCACUGAACUGCAGUUCAGUCAAAGGGGCAAGAGGGUAAUAUGUGUGGAGUCUUAAAGGAUCAGUUUGGUAAUUUUCAGGUUUUAUCUUAAUGCAACACUUGUGGCUGAGAUGCCUCCUGUCAGUCGAAAACACCUCACCAAGUGUAAACUUAGCGGGACUUGAUUUGCCUAACUGACACUACUGAAGCCUCAGAUGAACCAUAAAGCAUAUUUACUGAUGGGAGGAACUAUUGCUACAACCUGUAGCUCUCACAGUGUGCACGAGGCAUGGGAGUAGUGUAUUAAGAUGGACUUUUAUCCUUUAACUUGAUUGUGAAUUUUCAAAUCAAAUUGAGCAUCAAACAGAGACAGCCAUUGUGGCUGAGUCUCAUCUCACCCUGUGAAUGAAAUGAAGCCGCCUGUCUUAACACUGCAUAUCAACACCACACAGGACGUGUGUGGGUUUAAAUAUCACAAAAACUUAGCAAUAGUCAUUAAUCCUAUUCAUACGAGACUAGUAUUAUCAGGGGACCUCAUGUCAUGUAGAAACUACUCCCACAUCUGUUUUGUGCAGCGCAUUGGCACAGGAUAAGCAAAUCUGUAUUUUACUUGAAUUUACUGACAUUAUUCCCCGGAUAUGAUGUCAAAGCUCUGCGUAACUCUGCACUCUUCAGCAGCCACAUUAUUGAUAUAGUUUAGAGUUGUUUUGCCCACUUUCUGUGCAUAAAUACACAUUUACAGCUCAUUUGAUCAACAGAUGCUUUGUGACUGACAGCCUUUUGCUUCCCCGAACCAUCUCUAUCAUCACUCAUUUUAAAAGUCAGUAUAGCUUAUCACAGCACAGCUGUUGACUGCGGUUCACCAUGUUAUGAGCCGUGAUCAAAUGUCAUACUUGUUCAGUUGUUUGACAACAAAAAAACAGACAACUGGCAACUGGCACAGGAUUAAUAUCACAAAUACCAUAUUUGGCCAAAUAUGGUAAGUAAUUAGUGGUGGAAUUUUUACUUCACACAGGAUCGAAGAUGACCUCCAUAAUUAUUGCCAGUUACCAGGGAUCCCCAGGCAAUACGAGUCCCGCGCAAACAGCAGUAUUGUAAGCCAUUUUGAGAUCUACAUGAGGUUCCUAUAGGAUUGCUGGAAAGGAAGGCCUGAAACUGUUAAAAGGCUGAUGGUACAGUGUGAUGCUACACGAGCCCUCGACUUUCACCAAAGCAGAUCAUUAAGUUCAGCGAAGAUGCUGCUGAAUGUGCCGUCAUGAGUCUUGAUUCUGUUGAAGUUUUGGAAUUAUUUCCUUGAUUUAGACUCCACAUGGGAACAGCUGGUUUAUGAAGCGAUUGCUACCAACCUGUCAGAAUUCGUAGCAACAUUUCAUCUGGUUUGAUCACUCAUUUUGUUUUUGCCUGUUGGACAAGCUCCUGAUUUAAACAUCACUUCCUGCGUUGGAGUUCAGCUAUGAGUAAAGUUGCAACCACUGAGCAGAAAUGUUCAACAGUGCCUUCAGAUCAGUCUUCUGCAGGGUGAACAGCCGAGCAGUUUUCCUGUUUCCAGAGACGAUUCAGUCAGGUUUCUAAAUAAAGCAGCUGUUUUGCAGACUGUUGAAAGUGUUUGUCUUGCUCAUCUUUUGUUUCAGAUUUGAGACUCUGAACCAAGAACAGGUAAUUCCAAGAGAAAUCUAGCUUAGCUGAAGUUUUUAUUCAGUCAUGUUAAAAAAGGAGAGUUCUGAUGUUACAAUGAUAAAUUGUGUAAAUCAUAAUCACUGUGAUACUUCAGUUCAGCUCAGCCUGAUGUCUGUUUUCUCUGGCAGCUUUUUCAUCAGAGCUGCAAUAGCUGAUAUAUGUCGUGGUUCGUUUUCUUUGUGAAAUGUUAAUUUACAGACCAAAGAUUCUUUUUCUGAUCAGCACCUGAGAAACCAAAACUAACACCAACUGCAGGCUGCAAAUAUAAAUAUG